Molecule: messenger RNA, 2250 nt
Organism: Mastomys coucha (southern multimammate mouse)
Lineage: Eukaryota; Metazoa; Chordata; Mammalia; Rodentia; Muridae
Gene: Eif2b1
Product: eukaryotic translation initiation factor 2B subunit alpha
Exons: 9
Coding region: 48-1031 (327 amino acids)
Biological process (GO): translational initiation
Cellular component (GO): eukaryotic translation initiation factor 2B complex
Molecular function (GO): translation initiation factor activity; guanyl-nucleotide exchange factor activity
Source: RefSeq, a predicted model, not a curated record
CGAGUGACGUUUCGCAAUCCGGGGGCGACGGAAAUGAUGCAUGAGAAAUGCGACACCCUGUCAGGCCGUGCUUUGCUGCCGGCGCGGUUUGCGGGACGAGUCGCGGAGAAGCCAUGGAGGACCGCGAGUUAAUUGAAUACUUUAAGUCUCAAAUGAAAGGAGAUCCUAACAUGGCCUCAGCGGUGGCUGCCAUCCAGACUCUGCUGGAGUUCUUGAAGAGAGAUAAAGGAGAGACAAUCCAGGGCCUGAGAGCAAAUCUCACCAAUGCUAUAGAAACCCUAUGUGGUGUGGACUCCUCAGUGGCUGUGUCCUCCGGCGGGGAGCUCUUCCUUCGCUUCAUCAGCCUCACCUCCCUGGAGUACUCUGACUACUCCAAAUGUAAAAAGAUCAUGAUUGAGAGAGGAGAGCUUUUCCUAAGAAGAAUAUCCCUGUCGAGAGAUAAAAUUGCCAAUCUGUGCCAUACUUUUAUCAAAGAUGGGGCGAGAAUUUUGACUCAUGCCUACUCCAGAGUUGUCUUGAGGGUCCUGGAACAAGCCGUGACAGCCAAGAAACGGUUCAGUGUGUAUAUCACAGAGUCGCAGCCUGAUUUAUCUGGUAAGAAAAUGGCCAAAGCCCUCUGCCACCUCAAUGUCCCUGUCACUGUGGUGCUGGAUGCUGCUGUUGGCUACAUCAUGGAGAAAGCAGAUCUUGUCAUAGUUGGUGCUGAAGGCGUGGUAGAGAAUGGAGGAAUUAUAAACAAGAUUGGAACCAACCAGAUGGCCGUGUGUGCCAAAGCCCAGAACAAGCCCUUCUAUGUGGUUGCAGAAAGUUUCAAGUUUGUACGGCUCUUUCCACUCAACCAGCAAGACGUCCCAGAUAAGUUUAAGUACAAGGCUGACACUCUGAAGUCUGUGCAGACUGGGCAGGAUCUCAAAGAGGAACACCCAUGGGUGGACUACACCUCCCCAUCCCUCAUCACCCUGCUGUUUACAGACCUGGGUGUGUUGACACCAUCUGCAGUCAGCGAUGAGCUCAUCAAGCUGUACCUGUGAGCAGAGUCCCUCCUGCCAACAUGCAGGAAGCACGCGUUGGCAGGAUGAGCAGCCUCUCCACUCCAGCCAGCCAGAGCCCAAAACUUUCAGAUCUGUAUGCUAAGGGCUCAUAUUGUAAGUCCUGAAGAAGCCUUUGACUUUUCCUCUGUCACAUCUGAAGCCUGUUCCCAGUUCUAGGACCAAGCUGAAGCAUCCUUAUGGUUUUCAGAAACUCAAGUCUCUGGAAGCACUAGUUAAGAUUACUGGCCGCAAGCCUGAGGAAAGACGGCACAUGAGCAGAGACCCCCUUCUCAUACCGCACUCUGACGGCUGAGUACAAACCUUAUGGUGCUUCACAAGACAGCAAACACUGGCUGACUACAUCUGGCUUUGGGGCUCCCUCCCCUCAGCAGGAUCAAGGCAGACAGGAGAAAUACCAAGGCAGGAGCCAUUCAUGUGGCACUGUUCAUAGAAUGUUGUCUAUAAAAAAAUGUGAGUUUACUUUAAACAUGUUUAAAACCAAAACAGCUUUUUUAAGUUAAAUAUGGAAACAAAUCAGGAUCUUUUCAAAUAAAUUAUGUGAAUAAUUUAGAUAUUGCCUCAUAUAAGCUAGCACAGACCAGAAACAGUGUGAGUAUAAAAGAACACCAGAGCCUGUUCUAAAAUGCUCUCAACCCCAAUCUGGGUGUUGUGGCACCGGCCUGUGGCCUCAGAACAUGGGAGGCUAAAGCAGGAGGAUCAUUCUAAAAUCAUUCUAGACUACAUAGUUUGGGUUCCAUUCCUGUGUGGAGGCACCAUGACCAAGACAACUCUUAUAAAGGCAAACAUUAAACUGGGGCUGGCGUACAGUUCCAGAAAUUUAGUCCAUCAUCAUCAUGGUGGGAAGCAUGGCAGUGUGCAGGCAGAUGGUGGGGCUCUCAUCAUGGUCCAAAAGCAGCCAGGAGGCUUUCUUCCUACGCUGGGUGGAGCUUGAGCCUGGGAGACCUCAAAGCCUGCCCAUACCAUGACACACUUCCUACAAGGCCACAUCUGAUAGUGCCACUUCCUAUGGACCAAGCAUAUGCAAUUCACUACAGUAGUGUGGCCCCUAUUGCAAUGAAAAAAACCUGCAUACAGGCCCCUCUGCAUCUAUGGGUGCUCUAGGUGGGGCUGCAAAGGAUAUGCAGCAUUUGUGGGGACAGGAGGGUAUACUUCAUUAUUGUUUUAAAAGGAGUGGGAAUUUGUAAUAAAGUACAAAAAG